This is a messenger RNA of Panicum hallii, 724 nucleotides long. Its product is annotated as neural Wiskott-Aldrich syndrome protein-like. Bases 11 to 508 code for a protein of 165 amino acids. NCBI's taxonomy places the organism in Eukaryota, Viridiplantae, Streptophyta, Magnoliopsida, Poales, Poaceae. The record is from RefSeq and is a predicted model, not a curated record. The transcript has 3 exons.
AACUGUCACGAUGCACAUCUGGUGCGUGAUGGCCGUGCUGCCGCGGCGCCGCCGCUUCCUAGCGCUGGUGCAGCUCGCCGUGGCAGUCUGGUUUGCGACGGCGAGCGGCUGCCUCUGCCGGCUCAUCCCGCCCUGCGGGCACAUGCCACCGCCACCGCCGCCGACGCUGCAGCCGCCGCCGCCGCCAACACUGACGCCGCCACCGCCGGCGGGCGUCCCUCCUCCUCCUCCGCGACACCGUCCGAUCUGCUUCCAUCCGUACUGCCGCCCGCCGCCGAUCUGCGCGCACUGCACGCCCGGCGGCCGCGUCCCGCCACCGCCGUCGCCAGCACUGACGCCAUCGCCACCGCCGCCACCAACACUGCUGCCUCCGCCGCCGCCGGCAGGCACCCCUCCUCCUCCUCCGCCGCGACGCCGCCCUUGGCCUUUCCCUCCGUGGUGCAUUGGCCGCCGGUGCCCGCCGCCGGUCUGCACGCCUGAAGGCUGCUCCGGCCAAAGCCCGCCUUAGCUUAGCUUCAACAGUCAACAUCUUCAUCACUCAUCGUCCUGUCGAGAUUCCACGCAUCUCAUCAUCUACUAUAGUAUAUGGAUGGGAUGGACGUGAUGAGGCAGCCCAGUCGCCAGCAAUAAUAUGUAUCUGAAUGUGAUCGAGAACAACUUAAAAUAAAAGAUGUAUUACGCACAUAAUGCAUAGUUUAAAACUAAUUAAAACUGUUACCUGUGA